Acanthamoeba castellanii str. Neff is the source of this 4065-nucleotide messenger RNA. Its product is annotated as DIL domain containing protein. Gene Ontology annotation, molecular function: GTPase binding. The transcript is spliced from 11 exons. NCBI's taxonomy places the organism in Eukaryota, Discosea, Longamoebia, Acanthamoebidae. The record is from RefSeq and is a predicted model, not a curated record. Bases 1 to 4065 code for a protein of 1354 amino acids.
AUGUCCCUCAGGUGGAAGGGCAGCAUCAGUCGACGCUUCCUUAAGGAGGAUGGUGGUCAUGCCACGGGCGCGGAAAGCAACAAGCCCAUCAGCAGAAGAGUCGAGCUGGAGCUGGGCGUGAAAGCCAUCUCGGGCCUGCCCGUGUCGCAGCCCUCGUCGCCGACCAGCAGCGGCAGCGACGACAGCAGCGGCGAGGGACCCCAGACCACGCUGUGCGUGACCUGGCGCAAGAACGGCAAGCUCGAGCACGGGGAGGACAAGCGCAGGCAGCGGGAGGGCACCACGCUGACCGCCAAGGUGGCGCCCGAUGGCACCUGCUCCUGGGAGGGCGGGCGCAUGACCGUCGUGCCGUGCCACAUCCGCAAGUUCGAUUCCAAAGCCGACGUGUGCGACCACAAGACCGUCACCUUCUACGUCAACCAGGUGGUUGGCUCGCGCGCGAAGAAGCUGAAGAAGAUGUACGAGGCCACCCUGGAUCUGGAUCGUCUGACCCUCUACCCGACCUACUCGGAGGAGCACCUCGUCCUGCGUCCGCUGGGCCUCCGCAAUAAGCCCUCGCACGACAUCGCCUGGCUCCUGGGGAGCAGCCACGAUGCCUAUCAGGUGAACCCGCGAGAGAUGCCCAUCACUUCGCGGACGCAGUCCAUCGGCUCAAUCGAGGGAGAGCUGUCCUUGGGCAAGGCCGCCCGCAGGCUUUCCCAGCAGCUCGUGCGCGUGCGCUCGAUGCCGGGCGAAGAGGGCAAGCCCAAGGAGUCCCAGGGCGAGGCCGAUGGCGAAGAGGGCAACGACGGCGACCACGACCACAACCACGACCACGACCACGACCACAACCACGACCACGGAGUCGACGAGGCCGAGCGCAAGCGGCACGAGAAGGAGGAAGCCGAGCGCUACAUCCAGCUCUACCUCGACGGCUACAAGAAAAAGCAACCGGAGGGGCUCGCUCGAGGCCUCGUACAACGAGAAGAUAGCCCACUACGAGGGCGUGCUCCAGCAAAUGCAGGAGACGAGGGAGCAGAUGCACCUCGAGAUCGACGAGCUCGUGCGGCAGCUGGAGGAGACCAAGCUCGACGCCGCCCGUCUGCUCCGCGAGCUAGAGCUCCGCGAGACCCCCCCGCACAGGGCAACAGCGGCGGCGAGGAAGGACCCGACGAGCCCCUGCGCGAGGAGACGGCGCGCAUGGUUGACGACCUGCGUGCGCUCAUCAUCGAACGCGAGGACCAGCUGGCCGAGCUGCGCAGCGAAUUGAGCCGGCGCACGGCGGAGAUUGACGCGCUGAUGCGCGAGCGCGACGACGAGGCGGCGGCCGCGCGCGAUGCCGCCCAGCAGUGCGAGGAUCUGCGCGCGGCGCUCGAAGCCAACGAGCUCGAGCGCAACGAGGUACAGAGCACGCUGGACCAGGUGCUGGGCCAGGCGAGCGCCAUGCACGAAGAGCUGAUGGAGAAGCAGGCCCGACUGGCCGAGCUCGAGAACCUCGCCCUGCGGUCCGCCCACGACGCUGACGCCGAGGCACAGCUCGAGUCGGAGCGACUGCGUGAGGUGGUCGAGGCGCACCGUCAGGGCGGUCGACGAGCUCACCCGGCGCCUGGCGGCCAAGCGCAAGCGGAACGCCGAGUGCAAGCAGCACAUCGCCGAGCUCGAGGAGUCGAUGGUGGAGAAGCAGGCCGAGCUGGACAUGAUGACCCGCAACCGCAACGCGCUCUACCAGCGCUGCGAGGAGCUGGAGGCCGACCACGAGCGCGUGCAACUCGAGCGGGAGGCCGAGCGGGCCGCCAAGGAGGCCAAGCGGAGCCAAAAGGCUGCGGCGGCGGCUGCGGCUGCGGCCGCUGUGGCUGCAGCGUCGGAGCAAGCACAGCCCGAGUCGAGCUCGUCCCAGGCCAAAUUGGCGGCCGAUCGUCGGCUGCUGCACGAACUGGGCGAGGCCAAGAAGCAGCUGCGCCAGCGGCGGCAGGAGGUGGUCGAGUUCGACCAGGCCCUCGCCGAGAUGGCCAACGCGUCGCGCGCCUCCGAGGCCCAGGUGGCCGCCUGGGAGCAUCAACUCCUCGCCUGCAGGCAGCGGAUCGCCGAGCUCGGCUCGCCAGUGGGGCACGGGGAGGCCAAAGAGCGCCGGCCACGCGCGGCGAUCAGCGAGUGCGAGGCCGACAUCGAGGUGCUGCAGCGUCAGGUGAUGGCCGAGCUCGACGGAAUGCGCGAGGUGGCCCAGCGCUACGAGCAGGUCAGGCUGCGACGCGACGAGGCCGACCGCGCGUGCGACGAGCUGGCCCACGCGGCUCGGCCAUCAAGCAGCGCAUCCUGACCAGCCGCAAGCGCGGCAAGGCCCGGCGGUCGACCAGCAUGACCGGCAUGACCUCUCGAGCGCCCUCGAACAGCGACGCCUUCGCCGGCCAAGUGAGUUACGACAAUACGCCGGCUCUGGACAAGCUCGUAAACCUGCAGUGGGAGGUCGACAUGCGAGCACUGAUCGAGCGGCACGUCUGGAGCUAUGACCCGACCAAGCGACAAGCAGCGACGGCGAGGACGGCGGUGAAGGAGAUCCUGGGCCAGCUGCAGGUGUUCCAGCCGCGGCAUAACGCUGGCGAAGCUGGCGCGGACACGCUAACAUCCCUCGUCCAUGGCCUCAUGCGCGCCCUCGCCCGUUCCCACAAGAGGGCGAGCGGCCUCGAGGAGCAGAUUCACUGGCUCUCCUUCACCUGUCACCUGCUGCACGGCCUCAAGAGCAACCCCGAGAGUGCCGGCUUCUUCCAUCCGGCGGUCUACUACUCGGUGCCCGACCCGGCCGAGAGCGGUGUCGGGGUGGCCAAGGUCAAGUUUAGGGUUCAGCACCAGCACCAUCCCCAGGACCAACGCGACUUCGAACUGGCGGAGGAGUCCUCGAGCCAGCCCGACGCAACUCUCGCCGAACGCCAGCCGAGGCAGACCCAGGCCCAGGCGCACGAUGCCGAAGAGGCGCUGAAUCCCAACUACAUGUCGUUCCUGUGGCUGCAGAAGCUGCACAAUCUCGUCCUGCGGAUCUACCGGGCCAUCGUUGCGCUGGCGUGCGCCUCAAUCGAGCCGGUCAUCGCCGCGCUCAUGCAGCCCAAGCAACAGCUGCCGCCGCCGUCGUCGUCGUCGGCCCAUUCAUCCGCGGCGCAGCCGCAGCUGCCGGCCGCCGUGGCCCUGUCCCCCAAAUCGACUGGCACGGGCGGCGGCGAAGGAGUCCAGCCCUCGAGGCAGGCGGUGGUGCACCACGAAGCGGCGGCCGAGGCCGGCAUCCGCAUGUUCGCCCGCUCGACCAGGGAGACGUUGCGCGGCCUCGGCUUCAUGAAAGCCAAACUACUACCUGAGGCUCCGCUCCCGGCACCGGACGAUGACUACGAGACGUCCAAGUGCGUCAAGGAGUUCAAGGGCAUCAUCGAGUCGCUGUUCGAGCUCCUGAUCGCCGAGGGCGUCUACGAGGCCGUCGUGAUCCAGCUGUGCAAGCAGCUGUUCCACCACCUCGACGUGUCGCUCUUCAACCGCCUCCUCACGGGCAACGACCUCGUGCGCAGCCCCGCCCACGCGGUCAAGAUCAAGUACUUCCUCUCGCAGCUGGUCGACUGGUGCCUGCACGACGUCGUUGCUGGCAACUCCAACGACGAGCAAGACGGAGACGCAAUCACGCUGUCGGAAGUGCUGCAGCUGUCGUGCACGUUCCUGGAACGGCACACGGCGGAAGCCACCAGCCUGCUGGUGAUGGACAAGGAGCGCAUACUCGAGGAGGGCGACAACCUGCGCGCACUGUUCAGCCACCUCAACGGGCACCAGAUCAUUCACCUCCUCGAAAAGAUACACGUCGACGAGCCGUCCCACAAUGUGGCAUCAGGCCAGCGGCUCAGCGCGACGCCCCGGUGGAUGGUCCUCUUGUCGCGCCUGGCCCUGGCCUCGCCCCACCCCGCGGCUGCAGCCAGCACCGGCGACCUUCCUGCACCACCCACCACCUCCGUGGCAGCGCUGGUCUCGUCAGCGUCACAGGCCAGCCACGGCCUGUCGUCACAACCCCUGCAGCUGCCCACGUCCCUCCUCAGCUUCCAGAGCUUGCCCAACUAA